GAUUCCAUUCCCAGAUUAAGAAGUGUAUAUAUUUGUACACCAUAUAUGAUAUAUCGUCCUAAAUAAAUUCCAAAUCCAAUCAAUUAAGCAAAAUAUGGAUGUUCCUCAACCUCACGCAGUGAUUUUGCCCUUUCCGGCACAGGGCCACAUCAAGCCCAUGCUCAUGCUAGCAAAGCUUCUUUCCCAUGCCAAUUUCUAUAUCACUUUUGUAAACACACUCGACAUCCACAACCACUUCCUCGAAUUAAUCAACCAAACCACCUUCAACAACCUCUUUCCUAGACUACGUUUCAUGGCCAUUCCUGACGGACUUCCACCGGAACAUCCACGCUCCGGUCCCCAAUUCAUCAGAGACUUGUUCAUCUCUAUUUUGUCUGCCGCGCCCAAGCACAAGUUCAGGGACCUAUUGCUUUCACUAAUUAAUGGCCCAGAAACAGGAGGAGGACAGUGGUCGACGCCCACAUGUGUAAUAGCAGAUGGACUCAUUUCAAUUUUAGCCAUUGAUGUAGCAGAGGAGCUCCACAUUCCGGUCAUCGCUUUUAGAACUGUCAGUGCUUCCAGCUACUGGGUUUAUUUAAAUAUCCCAAAACUCAUUGAAGAAGGACUCAUUCCAUUCCAAGGGGAUGAUGACAUGGAUGGACUUAUUACUUGUAUUCCUGGAUUUCAAAGCCUCUUGCGACGAAGAGAUCUUCCAAGCUUUUGCAGAUUUGAAUCAAUUGAAAACCCAGUUUUACAAUUCUUCAUCAACCAAACCUUGGCCAUGACUCGAGCUUCUGCUCUCAUACUCAACACUUUUGAUGGACUGGAAUCACCCAUCAUCUCUAAACUCCUCUCUUUCUUCCCCAAAAUAUACACCAUUGGUCCUCUCCAUGCUCUCUUGGAGUCUCGAAUCAAAGAUCAUCUAUUAUUGUCUCAUUCUUCAUCAAAUGGUAGUUUGAGAGAACAAGAUAGGACUUGCCUCGCAUGGCUUGAUUCUCAGCCGUCCAAAUCAGUGGUAUACAUCAACUUUGGAAGUCUGGUGAUGAUCACUCCUGACCAAUUGAUGGAGUUUUGGUAUGGUUUGGUUAACAGUGAAAAACCAUUCUUGUGGGUCAUAAGGGAAGACUUGCUUUUGGGGGAGGAUAUGGUGAAUGAGACUCCACAAGAGCUUACGAUGAGGACUAGGGAAAGAGGGUGCAUAGUGGGUUGGGCUCCACAAGAGGAAAUUCUGGCCCAUCGAGCCGUUGGUGGGUUUUUGACCCACAGUGGGUGGAACUCAACUUUAGAGAGUAUCUGGGCCGGUGUGCCCAUGAUUUGUUGGCCACAAUUGGCCGACCAACAAGUAAACAGUAGGUGCGUGAGUGAGUUGUGGAAGCUUGGGAUUGAUAUAAAGGACACGUGUGAUAGAUCAACGGUUGAGAAGGUGGUGAGAGAUUUAAUAGAGGGUAAGAGAGAGGAGAUCAUGAAAUCAAGUGAUGACAUUGCGAGAAUGGCUCGUGACAGUGUUAGGGAAGGUGGAUCCUCUUAUUGUAACUUAGAGAAGCUAGUUGAUGACAUUCGAUCAUUCAUGUCAUCAUCACAGUAUGCUUCUUCUGAAUGUAACGAGGGAAGAAAAUUGUAGUGUUGAAAAAUGUAUUUUGUUUUCUAUUUGAUUUAUAGACUUUAAUUUGUGACUUUGUUUA
Messenger RNA from Cornus florida, 1661 nucleotides. RefSeq names its product 7-deoxyloganetic acid glucosyltransferase-like. The coding region runs from base 95 to 1600 and encodes 501 amino acids. Gene Ontology annotation, molecular function: UDP-glycosyltransferase activity. The transcript has 2 exons. The record is from RefSeq and is a predicted model, not a curated record. NCBI's taxonomy places the organism in Eukaryota, Viridiplantae, Streptophyta, Magnoliopsida, Cornales, Cornaceae.